This is a messenger RNA of Lycium ferocissimum, 360 nucleotides long. RefSeq lists its product as uncharacterized. The record is from RefSeq and is a predicted model, not a curated record. The coding region runs from base 1 to 360 and encodes 119 amino acids. Lineage: Eukaryota; Viridiplantae; Streptophyta; Magnoliopsida; Solanales; Solanaceae. The transcript has a single exon.
AUGGUAUAUGUAGGAGAUGAUGAUGAUGAUGAGUGGGCAUGUGUAGCACCAAAAAAUUUAGUCGCAGAUAAAGAAAAGUUAUUUUCGUCUUCCUCCUCCUCGUCAUCGUCAUUAUCACCUCCUUCUUCUUCUUCUUCUUCUUCGACGAUGAUUAAUUAUAGAGAAGUGAAAAUAAGAAUAACAAAGAAGGAAUUGGAGAAAAUUCUAGCUGGGAAAAUUGACAACAUGGAGAAAGUGACAAUGGAGCAAUUAUUGUCAGGAUUUUUAAACUCAAGCAACAAUAGUUUUGAUUCGUUUGAGAAUAUUCAACGACAACGAUCUUGGAGGCCUCGUCUUCAAAGCAUUCCUGAGGCAAAUUAA